GUCGCAUCCUGAGAAUCGUUUUUCAUUGCCGUAUACAUUGUCAAACAGUUACGUGUUAAUAGAAUAGCUAACAAGAAGCGUUUGUGAUUUGUUCAUCUUUCUGCGUCAAGCAAAAUUGGCGCGAACUGGGCGCAAGAAUAUAUCAAGAGUAAGGGAGGGGAAAAACAAUCCCGUAGUAUUAAAGCCCACGGGAGCAGCUGUUCGAAAUCUUGCGGUAAAUGACAAGCAGCCGCUCGGGUUCUGUAGUCGCAGAAGCGCGCAGGUUGAGCGGCUCGACUCACUCCCACUCUGGAUUUACUUUUACUUGAUACUUCAGACUCACUGACAUCUGACCAUAUUGCCAGCUUCAUUCAGUUUCACCACAGCUACGGCACUCACCAUGCCGCUGAAUUCAAGUAUGGCGAGUAAAAAUUAUGAUUACGACUACGAUUCCUACCAACCCUAUUUUUAUUUCGACAACGAGGAUGAGGAUUUCUAUAACCACCAACACGGACAACCACCGGCGCCCAGUGAGGAUAUAUGGAAGAAAUUUGAACUGCUCCCCACUCCGCCUCUCUCUCCGAGCCGGCGUCCCUCUCUGCCAGACUCCUUUCCCUCCAUUGCCGACCAGCUGGAGAUGGUUUCGGAGUUUCUAGGGGACGACGUGGUCAACCACAGUUUUAUUUGCGAUGCGGACUACUCCCAGUCUUUUCUGAAGUCAAUUAUCAUUCAGGACUGUAUGUGGAGCGGGUUCUCCGCCGCAGCUAAGCUGGAGAAGGUGGUGUCGGAGAGACUAGCGUCGCUCCAGGCGGCGAGGAAAGAGUCAUCCAGGAGUGACUCUACGGACGGCUGUCGGUCCAGCCCUAACGUCAGCUACCUUCAGGACAUGAGUACCCCUACCUCGCAGUGCAUUGACCCGUCUGUAGUGUUUCCGUUUCCAUUGACUGACAGCUCAAAGCCGUGUACACCGUCGCCCACACCGACUUCCACAACACUGCCACUGGAUACUCCACCUAACAGCGGGAGUAGCAGCAGUAGCAGUAGUGACAGUGAUUCCGAUGACGAAGAGGAGGAGGAAAUCGACGUUGUCACGGUGGAGAAGAGAAAGUCUGUGAGGAAGUCUGACGCCAACGCAACGCAUCAAAGCCCCGUCGUCCUCAAGCGGUGUCACGUUAAUAUUCACCAACACAACUACGCAGCCCCCCCAUCCACGAAGAACGAGCAGCCUGCAGUCAAGAGGAUUAAAUUCGAGAGUCACAUUCGGGCGUUUAAACAAAUUAGCCACAACCGAAAAUGCGCGAGUCCCAGGACAUCGGACUCUGAGGAUAACGAUAAACGGAGGACUCAUAACGUGCUCGAGCGGCAACGGCGGAAUGAGCUCAAACUGAGUUUCUUCGCGCUGAGGGACGUAAUUCCUGACGUGGCGAACAACGAGAAAGCUGCCAAAGUGGUGAUACUCAAGAAGGCCACUGAGUGUAUAGUGAGCAUGCAAGAAGAUGAACAAAAACUGAUAUCACUUAAAGAGCAAUUAAGGAGAAAAUGUGAACAUUUGAAACAGAGACUUGAGCAGUUAAGCAGUUCUUAAGUUGCUUGGACUUAAUUCAUGGACUGAUAGUUUUAAGCAUCUUUGUGUGGUUCUGCCCAAUACAAGGUAUCAAGGGUGUGGCAAGUAGUGAACAAUCUGACAUUGAUUUAUACAAUUACACUGCCUCAGUUUGAACAUAAUGGAGGUUAUUAUUUGUAUUUAAUUUUAUUUUUUAGUAAUAAAAUGGUCUGCAGUUCCAUUUGACUGUUGGCCUUAACUUAAUGUUUUUUGUUUUUCUAUGUUUUGUACAUAUUGUUGAUUUUUCUGAAUCAUAAAAUGCAUUUCUCUAUAAAACAGUUUUUUGGCUAA
Messenger RNA from Ctenopharyngodon idella (grass carp), 1873 nucleotides. It is a transcript of the gene mycb, whose product is annotated as MYC proto-oncogene, bHLH transcription factor b. The record is from RefSeq and is a predicted model, not a curated record. Gene Ontology annotation, molecular function: protein dimerization activity; RNA polymerase II cis-regulatory region sequence-specific DNA binding; DNA-binding transcription factor activity, RNA polymerase II-specific. Bases 380 to 1564 code for a protein of 394 amino acids. Lineage: Eukaryota; Metazoa; Chordata; Actinopteri; Cypriniformes; Xenocyprididae. Gene Ontology annotation, biological process: regulation of transcription by RNA polymerase II; positive regulation of cell population proliferation. The transcript is spliced from 3 exons.